AUGGGUUUGGAUUUCUUGGACAAUGGUUCAAUUUUCGAGCACGCCAUAACGUGCGCAGAAUUUGGCCGAUUCCACUACUUCUUGUUGGCGCUAUGUGGUCUCAUCUACAUGAACUGCGCCAUAUCCGUGAGCGUCGUGUCUUUCGUCCUGCCUUCGGCACAAUGCGAUUUUCAACUGAGCUCGUCGGACAAAGGUCUGUUGAACGCCGUCCCGCUUUUGGGAAUGCUCCUGGGAGCGUACUUUUGGGGCUGUCUGGCCGAUAUGCACGGUAGAAAGAAAGCUCUAAUCGCAGCGCUACUCAUGGAUGGCCUUUUCAGCUUGCUUUCGAGCUUCCUCACAUUCUUUUGGCCAUUUUUGUUCUGUCGUUUCUUCAGUGGUUUUGGGCUUUCCGGAUACUUGGGAAUUUGUUUCUCGUAUUUGGGCGAAUUUCAGCCUAAAAUCUAUAGAGAAAAAGUGCUGUCGUGGCUGGAAAUGUUUUGGACUGUCGGCGUCAUACUGCUACCACUGGUUGCUUGGGGCAUCAUCCCGAUGACGGCCAACUACGCCAUCGGCAUACUCCGCUAUUCGUCAUGGAAUCUGUUCCUCACGUUGUGCUCGUUACCCAGUAUCCUGUUGGCCCUGUGGCUGACUAGGUUCCCGGAAAGUCCAAAGUUCCUGUUGGAGUGCGGUGAAUUCGACGAGGCGCUCGAGUGUUUGAAACGGAUUUACACGGAGAACACUGGUGAACCGGGAGAAGCAUAUCCCGUGCGAAGUCUCAUUGAGAACGAGGUCCGAUGCAGUGUGAUCAGCAUACAGUCAAAGCGUUCGUUACGGAGCAUGAAGACAGUAAAGACGCCAAAGGACCUCAAGAAUCUGCUGAAUGAGGUGUGGUACCAGACUAAAGAGAUGUUCAAACCACCACACCUGAAGAACACGUUACUCACGUGUCUCAUACAGUUCGGACUGACGUCCAGUUACUACACGCUGAUGAUGUGGUUCCCGGAGCUGUUCAACCGGUUCGAGACAUUCGAACGCCAGCAGCCCGGCGUGGACGUGUCCGUGUGCCAAGUGUCGUCCGUGUACAUAGAACACGACGGAGCACUGAACACGGUAGACUUGUGCGGGUCGGCGGUUGGCGAAUCCGUAUACACCCACACCCUGUGGAUCGGCAUAGCGUGCAUACCCACGUCACUGUGGAUGCCUCUCUGCGUGCACCGGCUUGGCGCCAAGUUUUUCUUAGUGAUGUGCUUAUUCGUGUCCGGAAUUGUGGCCGCCGCUCUGUACUUCGUGAAAAACUCUCUGCAAAACCUCAUACUGUCGUGCCUGUUCGAAGCAUUCAGCGGACUUGGAAUCAGCGUAUUGCUGUGCAUCAUGGUCGAUCUGUUCCCCACCAACAUGAGAGUAAUGGCAGCCGCGGCUUCAGCGACGUUCGGUCGCCUGGGAUCACUGAUGGCCAACAUCACAUUCGGACUGCUCAUCGACUCACAUUGCAUCCUGCUAAUCAUCAUAUUCAGCUCGUUGUUGAUAAUAAGCGGUCUGCUCUCUUUGGCUCUCCCAAACGGCAACGAUAAAGACUUAGACUAG
Macrosiphum euphorbiae (potato aphid) is the source of this 1563-nucleotide messenger RNA. NCBI's taxonomy places the organism in Eukaryota, Metazoa, Arthropoda, Insecta, Hemiptera, Aphididae. The record is from the annotation of a GenBank genome assembly.